This is a messenger RNA of Electrophorus electricus (electric eel), 2761 nucleotides long. It is a transcript of the gene nthl1, whose product is annotated as nth-like DNA glycosylase 1. The record is from RefSeq and is a predicted model, not a curated record. Gene Ontology annotation, cellular component: nucleus; apical plasma membrane. Gene Ontology annotation, biological process: base-excision repair; nucleotide-excision repair; base-excision repair, AP site formation. Gene Ontology annotation, molecular function: DNA-(apurinic or apyrimidinic site) endonuclease activity; signaling receptor binding; oxidized pyrimidine nucleobase lesion DNA N-glycosylase activity. Lineage: Eukaryota; Metazoa; Chordata; Actinopteri; Gymnotiformes; Gymnotidae.
UGGACGUUCCCUGUGGAUAUGGCUUACCGUUUGGAGCGAGAGCUGAUCAGAAGAGGCCUGCGGCCACGGCUUUGCUAUUUGACUAAGGGACCGCGUGGAUAUGGGUUUCACCUGCACGGCGAACGGAACCGAGGCGCGCAAUUCAUUCGCAAAAUUGAGCCCGGCUCGCCAGCCGAUCUGGCCGGGCUCCGAUCUGGCGACCGGGUGGUGGAAGUCAACGGAGAGAACGUGGAGCACGCUCCUCAUUACCAGGUGGUUCAGAAGAUAAUGGCAGUGGAUCACAGGACCAGGCUCCUGGUGGUGGACCGCGCCACCGACGACCUCCUGCACUUCCACGGCCUCCCCUGCACCGAGGACCUGGCCGUGGAGAUGGGCUGCCUGUCCCCCCGAGCGUCCUCACUGGCCUCGUCCCCUGUCACGUCCUGCUCCUCGUCCCCCCAUAUGUCCUCCUCGCCCUUCUCGCCAUGGGACUCCGUCACCCUGCCCUUCUUCAGGGACAGCGGGAACAAGCCCAGGAGGCCCAGCGUCACUGCAGAGAUGGACAGCCUGUAUACCGUUGUCAACAGCAAUAAGAGUCCAGCCAUAUUUCCUAGGGGGGGGAGGAACUCCCUGAUGUCCCUCCCGGACCACGACUUGCCCCCUCCCCUGUCAGACCGCCAGCCCGAAUGCCAGGCGGACCUGAGCGGACCACACCCCGGCGUACAGAUACCCGCCGGCCCUGCGGAGGAUGCCCAGAGCACGGAGGCGACGAGGGCUGAGGUGGCGCCGGACUUGCGUCCACGCCUCUGUUGCAUAGCGAUGGGCAAGCACGGAUACGGGUUCAACCUGCACAGCGACAAGAGGCGCGCUGGGCACUUUGUGCGCUUGGUGGACCCCGGUUCACCCGCAGAGAGAGCGGGCCUGCAAACUGGGGACAGGGUUGUCGAGGUGAACAGCCGAAGCAUCGAGGGCAUGCGACACUCGCAGGUGGUGGCGAUCAUAAGGGGAGGGGGAAACCAGACGCAGCUGCUGGUGGUCGACCCGGAAACGGAUGCACUCUUCAAGAGACUCGGCAUCAUGCCCACUGCUGCGCAUCUUACAGAGGACUGUGUGGAUGGACCACUUAUGGAGAAUUCAGUCUCUAACUAUCCAGUUCUGCAAGACAGUUCUGCGUCUCCCUCACCAAUGCCUGAUCCUUCCCCAGUCUCCCUGCCAACCUUAAACGUCACACUGACAGAUCGACCAAUCACAAACGGCUCUCUGAAGCACCAGAGCCGUAGAAGCUCCUUCUCUAAUUCCAUCUUAUCAGAGAUGAGCAUGGAGAUGUUCAGUUCGGGCUACAACAAGCGCCACAGUGCCCCCGCUGGCAGGGAUGAGGUAAAAGCACAGCGAGUCGCAGACCCAGCGUGGGAGUACGGUCUGUACCUCAGCCCGACGGCAGCCGAGGCCAGGCAAAAGGCCAGGGCAAAGAGGGGGAACAAGAGAGCACCCCCUAUGGACUGGAGCAAGAAGCACGAGAUCUUCAGUAACUUCUGAAGAGCUCAGAGCACAAGACCAAUUCUGAAAGUUAACAGAAACCAACGUACACACAUUCCAUGAACCCGGCACUUCUGUCAAAUACUGAGGAAUGGAUAUGUAGGAUAUGUAGGAUAUAUGUAGGAUAUGUAGGAUAUGUAGGAUAUAUGUAGGAUAUAUUGCAUGUAGGAUACAUGCAAGAGGACCCAGGGGCUGUAUGAAUGAAAGAACAAGCAGUGGUUGAUUCAUUUUUCUCUGAAUAGAAAGAGAGAGAGAGAAUGUUAUGAUGCUUUUUCCAAGGUGGUCCUAUUUCCGAAAUGGUCCAUGGGCUCCCACAUGGGCUGGUUCACAAUACAUGAACUAUGCAGAAUGAGGAAAAGAGUUUCUUUGUGUGUUUAUAUAAAAUUAAACAGAGAGGAUAAUUUUGAGUGUCCUGUAACUCGGGAGGACACAAUUCCCUUUCCUGCUCAGGAGAAAUGCCUUUGGAAUAAAGAAUAUUUAUUCCUUCUUCAGUAAGAGUCCUACGACCAAAUACUCCCAUUGUUCCUUAGACAGACAGUUUAGUCCAUUUUAAUAUAUUAAUUGCAUUCUUACACAAUACAGUCAACAAUCCACAUCAGAUAAACAAAAAUGAUUUGCUCAUGUCAUUGUGAUGUUUAAAUUCAGCCUUUAUUACAGAAGUGGUGUGGCUUAUUGUCAGGACAAUACCACACAUAAUGCAAAGACUAGUAAUGUGAUAUCCACAAACACAAAGCACUUUAUAGGACCAUUUCCUGUAUGACAUUAUUCUAAUUUUAUGCAUAUUCAAAAUAUUUUAAGUAUGUAGACAUAACUGACUUAAUAUGCUGUUUAAUAUGCUGCUUGUAUGAAAUAUCUAAUUUAUCUGCCAUUUACCUUUAUUGUAAUGUCGCAGUGUGCUCAACAUGUGCUUCAGUGUAUUUCACCAGCUAAACGGAAUGAUGAAACAAAAAUCAAAGAUUUCAAAGUUUUUAUAUGAAUCUCAGGUUUGCAACACUAACUAUGAAACAGCGAUAUUCUUAUUUCUAAAUGAAACUUGUAGCUUAGAAAGACCUAAAGCAAACACAUUCAGUAGGCUACAAAUCAAUUACGAAUCGUACAAUAAUAUAAAACGUCAGUAUACCGUUUUUCUGUGGAAAUUAGAAAUGUUCUCAUUUUUAACUGGAAUUGUUGAAGCCUCUACAACGCUAGUGCUGUUAAUAGGCUGUCGGGUGUUUUUCACUGUGUCCCUGUUUCGCGCGUCUUCUGA